This is a messenger RNA of Trifolium pratense (red clover), 1436 nucleotides long. Its product is annotated as OVARIAN TUMOR DOMAIN-containing deubiquitinating enzyme 1. The record is from RefSeq and is a predicted model, not a curated record. The transcript is spliced from 9 exons. Gene Ontology annotation, cellular component: nucleus. Gene Ontology annotation, biological process: protein K48-linked deubiquitination. The coding region runs from base 315 to 1211 and encodes 298 amino acids. Gene Ontology annotation, molecular function: ubiquitin binding; cysteine-type deubiquitinase activity. Lineage: Eukaryota; Viridiplantae; Streptophyta; Magnoliopsida; Fabales; Fabaceae.
AAUCUCCACUAUAUCAUUAAUUUUUUUUUUUUUUUGACUUAUCAUUAAUCUAAAUUGAACGGCUGAGAGAUGUAUAUCAACCGUUUGUGCCAUCACCAUGUAGUAUAAAACGCUGAAACUGUUGCGUUUAGCAUCUCUUUAGAUUAAAAGAAUUUCGAGAAUUUAGGGAUUCGAGUUCAGUAUUGCCGCUCUUCCACCUCACUCACUGAUUUCAAUUACAAUCUUCAGCUUCCGAAGGGUUGUUUAGUUUCUGAGUAGAUUGUUGAUUGUUCUAAAAAAAGAUUCAAAUUUGAGAAUUGGUUUAAGAGGAAAAAAUGCGGAAUAAAGAACCAGCUUUGGAUGAUGGGGAAGUUGAGUAUGAGGCUGGUCCUGAAUCUUGUUGGGGCAAUUUUGAAGAUGAUGAUGUAAUGCAGCAGCAAUUUUCUAUUCAGGAUGAUGAAGCCAAAAAAUUUCCAUUUGUUGGUGACAAGGAACCGCUAUCUAGCUUGGCUGCUGAAUAUCAAUCAGGCAGUCCUAUCUUAUUGGAGAAAAUCAAGGUGCUUGAUCAGCAAUAUGCUGCUAUUCGGCGUACUCGGGGAGAUGGAAACUGCUUCUUUCGAGGCUUUAUGUUUUCAUAUCUUGAGCAUGUUUUGGAAGCUCAAGACAGUGCAGAAAUUGAUCGCAUCAAAGCAAAUGUUGAGAGAAGUAGAAAUGCACUUCAAACCUUGGGUUAUCCAGAAUUGACUUUUGAAGAUUUUUUUACGUUAUUCCUUGAGCAGCUGGAAGAUGUUAUUCAAGGGAAAGAGAUUUCCAUAAGUCCUGAAGAGCUUGUGCUUAGAAGCCGAGAUCAGUCAGUAUCUGAUUAUGUUGUUAUGUUCUUCAGAUUUGUUACGUCUGCUGAAAUACAAAAGCGCUCAGAAUUUUUUGAACCAUUCAUAAUGGGCUUAUCCAAUACAACAGUUGAGCAGUUUUGCAAAUCAGCUGUUGAACCAAUGGGUGAAGAGAGCGAUCAUGUUCACAUUACUGCCAUUUCAGAUGCAUUGGGCAUUCCAAUCCGUGUUGUGUACCUUGACCGCAGCUCAUGCGAUACUGGUGGUGUCAGUGUAAAUCAUCAUGAUUUCAUUCCAGCUGCUGGUGAUCUUCCAAGUGCUAGAGGUAGCUCUGACAAGAACAAUCCCUUCAUUACAUUACUAUAUCGUCCUGGUCAUUAUGAUAUCCUCUAUCCAAAGUGAGGAUGGCCUAUUGGGAAGACAUUUUAUUUGUUACUUUCUCGGCGUUGUGAGCCGCAAACAACUUUACACCGAGCUUGGUUGUUAAGGAGGGCAUAUGUACUCUUGUGUCUUGUUGAAUGGUCAAAUAUGUCUAGAAUGUUAAACAUAUUUUGAAAGUUUGAUCAACAAAGUAUAUGCCAACAUUAGUGCAUUAAUAAUCAAAACUCACCAUUUUAUGUUGCUUCA